AUGGGCAGGUUUGGGCCUCGUCGCGGAUUCCCCGUCCGGAUAUCCCUCCCCGCCUCGUUUUGUCGACGCGUAUCCCUCCAUGCGCACGGGAAACCGGCGACCGAGGAAGACCUGUUCCGAUAUAACAAUGGUCGGUUCCUGGUGAACGAGGGGUAUGAGCUUGCGAAGCGGUAUUCGCCGUUCAACGUGGACGAGCUGUGCCGGGUGGUCUCCUCGCUUCCGCGCAUGGCCGCGCCGAUCGCGAGAAUCGAGAAGAAGGAAGGUGGGUAUAAUAAGGCGCUGCUGAUGACAGCGGAGAAUGGGGAGAUGGUGCUGGCGAAGGUGCCGUGUCGGAAUAUCGUGCCACGUGGGUAUGGGACGGCGUCGGAGGUGGCUGUGUUGAAGUUUGUCAAGGAUCACUCUUCCACGUCGGUGUCAGAGGUAUUGGGCUGGAGCGCAGACGAUACCAAUCCUGUCGGCUCGGAGUAUAUCCUCCUCGAGCCAUGCGAAGGUCAACAGCUCACCAAGGUCUGGGAGAACCUGGCUGAACACGACCGUGUCAAAUUGAUCCGCAAUUUCGCCUUCCUUGAGAGUAAGCUGGCAGCAAACGAGUUUCCCGGCUAUGGCGCCUUGUACCUGCGGAACGCGCUCCCUCCGCCGCUGAAACAGCCCGGGCGCACCAUCGCGGUUGAUGAGACAUAUUGCCUGGGACCGAUGUAUCAUGGAUCGUGGCCAGGAGGGUUUGCAGCCGAUCCAGAAAAUUAUGCGGUGCACUCGGGUCCAUGGAAGACACUCCAGGAUCUUGGAAAGGAUCUUGUGCACCAGGGAAUUACCCAGGUAGCCAACUACAAGACGUCCUAUGCCGGCCGGGGCCCACACUAUGGCGCGCCUGAAGAACAUUACCGUGUCCUCGAGACCGUAAUGCAGGUGAUGCCCAUCUUAGCCAAAGCCGACCCGAUACGCCGCCAUGCGGAGCCCGUGCUAUGUCAUCCCGAUUUCCACCCGGGAAACAUCUUCGUGUCGAACGAGGAUCCGACGGAGAUCGUGGGGGUGAUCGAUUGGCAGUUCACGGGUAUCCUUCCGCUCUUCACGCAGGUCCGCUGGCCACUGUUUCUCGCGCCUCCAGAGGGCUACCAGACAGGCACGAGCAACCCAGAGUUAGCACCGGAGUACGGCACAGAAGACCAAGAAAACCACGCCGAGAAGGGACGGAAACAGGAACUAGCGAUGAGAGCGAAAUGCUACGAGGCCGCGCUUCUGAAAAGCCAUCUGGAGUCGUACCUGGCUCUGACGGAGACAGACGUCGCCAUACGUCGCCUGUUCACUUCCUGUCCCUUCACCUACCGAGACGGCGUCCUUCUUGUCCGGGAUAGUUUGGUGAAGAUCUGGCAGCAUUGGGCCCAUCUGGGUGUGCCAGACGAAUGCCCGUAUCGAUUCACUUCAGAAGAGGUUGCUCGCCACGAGCACCAGAUGAGCGAGUAUAACGACUGGCUGAAACUGCGCGAGCAUACCCAUCAGCUCCUCAAAUCGAAUGAUGGUGGAUGGGUGACGCCAGAGGCAGACUUUGACAAAAUUCAAGCACGGCACCAAGCAUUGUACCAGCAGUUCGUGAAGACAAAGAUGCAGAAGGGAAGGUCUGAAGAAGAUGCAAAGAAACUGUGGUUCUUCCGAGAUCGGGGGUAG
Molecule: messenger RNA, 1662 nt
Organism: Aspergillus clavatus NRRL 1
Lineage: Eukaryota; Fungi; Ascomycota; Eurotiomycetes; Eurotiales; Aspergillaceae
Product: phosphotransferase family protein
Exons: 4
Coding region: 1-1662 (553 amino acids)
Cellular component (GO): mitochondrion
Source: RefSeq, a predicted model, not a curated record